Drosophila suzukii is the source of this 1895-nucleotide messenger RNA. RefSeq names its product neuronal acetylcholine receptor subunit NtR (gene NtR). Gene Ontology annotation, molecular function: extracellular ligand-gated monoatomic ion channel activity. Gene Ontology annotation, cellular component: membrane. NCBI's taxonomy places the organism in Eukaryota, Metazoa, Arthropoda, Insecta, Diptera, Drosophilidae. The record is from RefSeq and is a predicted model, not a curated record. Gene Ontology annotation, biological process: monoatomic ion transport.
UUCUUUUUAGUCGAUGCCUCAGCUCAGUCAGAUUUAAACCGCGCUACGGGAAGGAUAUCCUAACGACACGAUGAACAACCUUAUCAAGUGCUUAAUGACGAUCGGCUGCCUGUGCCUGGCACUGAUCGAUCAGGCGGAUUCGGAACAACCGUCGACUAGAUUCAACGUGAGCUUCUCCCAGUUGGAUUCUUGCGAAAGCUUCUCGGUUCCAAAUACAGGAUAUGGCUACCGGAAGUUCUAUAUGCUCCACGAGCUAAGCAACAACAACCGAAAGGCUGGGGAGCGGCUGCACUUGAAAUUUUACGUGUUGACCUCCAUGGAUGCCCACAUCCUGCUCUCGGUAACGAGUCAUCCAAGGGUAAAUGAUCGCGUCUACGAGAUCGUGAUAGGCGCCGGCGGAAAUACGUUCUCCGCGAUCCGUACCUCCAUGGGAUUGAGGCGAGUGGCCACGAGUCAAGAACCGAACUUGGUAUCACUGUACGAGCCAACGCCAAUAGAGAUUGUCCAGACGCAGAAUGGCGAGUUGUUUGUUUAUAUACCCGGCUUCAAGUCUGAGCCGCUGAUGCAGUUCAUCGAUGAAUCUCCGCUGACCAUCAACUAUAUAAGUUUUAGCUCUUUUGGUUCCAACACAGCGCGCUGGUUCUACGACUGUGGCUUUGAUGGUUAUGACAAGGAAAUAUCUCAGGAGGUGCACGAACCGACUCCAACUGAGAAACUUCUGGACCGAUUGAACUUCCUGGCGGAGAAUGCCAGCUUGCCAGCGAAUCUCAGCUCCGUAUUGUUCCACUUCCAAACGCGAUCACUGGCCUACGAGCAAACGAACUCCAUGCUGCAGACCCGUAUGCACAUGAUGCUGCACUGGCAUGACAGUCGCCUUGGCUGGAGACCCCAAGAUUUCGGAUCCCUGAAAUCCUUCGAGCAUCCCGAUCUGCGGAUAUGGAUACCGAAAAUGAACGUUCUCAACGGAGCCCUGCAGUCCGUGGGUGAGAUCCUCCGAUCCUAUGAGCUGAGGGUCUACGCCAACGGAAACAUCACCCUGUACGCCAACAAUCUGCAGCUGACCAGUUGGUGUGUGGAUAGUGCCCGAAACUGGCCCAACGAGCGGGUGACCUGCGACAUCGAACUGGGACUGAAUUUCCAGGAGGGACAGGAGACGUUGGCCCUCAUCUACGAUAGGUACCGCAAGCCCAUUGCGCCCAAUGAGCACGUGAACUUGCCCUCCGGCUGGUCAUUCACAGAAUUAUCCGUGGUGCGAGUGGACAGCGAUGCGGCUAGGAGAUAUAACCCCAAGGGAAUGAUGCAGAAAAUGGAUGGGGAUGUGGCCAUAGAGUUUACGCUACAAAGAAACCGCAGCUUCUACAUGACCGUCUUUUAUUUGCCUCUGCUUGCCUGCCAGAUGUUCUUGAUAUUGUCGUUUGUGCUGCGUUCUACUCGUAGAAGUGCCCUCAUCUUCAUCGCCCUGCUGAUAACCGCUUGGGGCCUAAUGUAUAUGACGCGCCACGCCGCCCCGCACUAUGAGCCGCCCCUAAUGACUGCCUAUAAGGCUGUAAUGAUGGUCGCUACCUAUUGCUACAUCCUGCACAUUUGCAUGAUAUGGUUGGAAUUGUAUCCUCCAAGAUCGCAGGCUCCUGACUGGUUGGUUGCCCUGAUAAACUCCAAUGUGCUGCGCUGUGUUCUGGGCUUGAGAUUUGCAGAUUCCAACGACUAUUGCGACAUUCAGACGAAUCCGUUGCGCCAUCUGGCCAAAAUCCUGAACAACUUGAGCUCUCUUCUGGUCAUAAUUACCUUCGCCUUCGUAGACAUAACAAGUGGAGUUUGAAAAAUCGAAUUUUUCUUUAUUGUGCCUUUGAGAGAAUAGUAUUGGUUUCUUAAAUAAAUAAGAAGUAAACAGAGAA